Molecule: messenger RNA, 2366 nt
Organism: Polychytrium aggregatum
Lineage: Eukaryota; Fungi; Chytridiomycota; Chytridiomycetes; Polychytriales
Exons: 5
Coding region: 201-2204 (667 amino acids)
Cellular component (GO): fungal-type vacuole lumen
Molecular function (GO): carboxypeptidase activity
Source: RefSeq, a predicted model, not a curated record
GCUUGGCGAGGCUGCUUCUCCUCAUCCUGGGUUGGCUGCUCUUGCCCUCUGUCUGUCUGUCUGUCGAUCUCGCUGUCCAUCGGCGCAGUCGUGUGUCUGUCGGUCUGGUUGCCGAUCCAACCGUCGGCGAUAUCAAGCCAGAGCACCAUCCAGCAUUCAGCACCCUUCGCACAACACCCUUCACACAACAUCUCACCCAAAUGGAGCUGAAUCUGUUCUCGUACACAUCCGUCGCAAGAGACGACUCGGCCCAGCCCGGUCAGUCCGCACGCUCGUCGCAUCUCCCACUGCGUGAGGCCCCAGCCCGUCCCGAGCCUGCCCAGAGCCAAGAGUCGACCGAGUCGACCGACGACCUCGAUCCGCCGCCAACAUACAACAGCAUCGUGCCGCCAUUUGCCAUCGCAUGCAGCCGGUUCGUGGCUCAUCGGCGAUGGAUCAUCAACCUCGUCGUCACGGCGGGCGUCUUUGUCUUCCUGACUGUCAUGUUUGUUCGGACGGGAUCGUCGGGCCCGGCAAACCACUGCACGCAGCCGCCCCCGAUGUCGCCCUCGACCAACACCUCCAGCGGCCACCAGCCCUGGAGCGCACAAGUCUUCACCGACCCCGAGUGGCAGAAUCUCUUUGCCAAGCGGUUAGGCCAGGCCAUCUCGUUUCAAACAGUCUCGUACGAUUCUGUUGCCGGAGCUGGGCUGUCGAAUCCCACAAACUAUUCCGAGUUUGACCGCUUUCACCAGUUCCUGCAGAGCUCAUACCCGCGCAUCCACGACAAGUUUGCCUGGACCAAGGUCGCGAACUACUCGCUGGUGUACAUCCUGAAGGGCUCCGAUCCUUUGCUCAAACCAAUGAUGCUCUCGGCCCACCAAGACGUCGCCCCCGUCUCCCCAACCUCGGCCGGCCAGUGGUUCUACCCGCCAUUCUCGGGCACCAUCACGUCCGGGUAUAUCUGGGGCCGCGGCGCUAGCGAUGCCAAGAACUCGAUGAUGGCGAUGCUGGAGGCAAUCGAGAGCCUGUUGACGACGGGCUUUGAGCCCCGGCGGACCAUCAUCAUGGCAUUCGGGCAUGACGAAGAGACCGAGUCGGCGGGUGCCCAGGCAAUCGCUGCAUACCUCGAAGCGAACGGAUACCUCGGCAACGUCGAAUUUGUGCUGAAUGAUGGAUCCAUGAUUCGACCCGAGCUCGACACCAACUUUGCCAGCAUAGGCACGGCCGAGAAGGGAUACAUGGACAUCCAGAUCACGGUCCGGACGCCUGGCGGAUCAUCGGUCGUCAUGCCCAUCCGCUCGUCGAUCGCCGUUCUGUCGGCCAUCAUCGGGCAGUUACAAAUCACCCGGUUCACACCCAAGCUGCACGACCUCGACCCGUUCAUGGUCCAGCUGCGCUGCUACGCCGAACAUGCGCCUCCAAGUGCCGUCGAGCUGUCCCAGGACCGUCGCAAUCUGAUCAUGGGCGGGUCGUUCUCGCGGACGUUUCUGAUCAAGAUCCUGUCCGAGUCGCCAGUCUUGUAUUCGAUGAUGGCCACGACCGAAACCGCGACCGUGAUCCAGGGAGGCCACAAGUCGAAUACGCUGCCGGACCAGGCCAGCGCGGUCCUCAACCACCGCAUCGCCUCUUUCGACUCGUCUACCUCUGUGCGCAAGCACAUUGUCGACACCGUCCGCAGGAUGGAAGAGGCUUUUGGAUUUGAGAUCUUCCUGUACGACGAAAACACCAACAUCCGGACGGCAAUCCGCAAAGUCGACACGGCGUCCCACGGCGAUCCCAAGUUUUCCGGGGCGCAGUACUUUGAGGCGAUCUCGUUUGGCGAGAUUGAGGUCCGGGUGCUGAGGGGCACUGUCGAGCCGAGCGUCGUUUCGGACAGCUUUGGAAGCGAGCCCUUUGACGUGCUGGUGGGCACCAUCCGGCAUGUGUUUGAGCCUCGGCGACAUGGCAGCUACCACCCGAUGCCUGAUCAGCGGGUGUAUGGCACGCCGACGCUCGAGCCGGGGAGCACAGACGCCAAGUGGUAUCGCAAUCUGACGAGCAACAUAUUCCGAUUCAGCCCGUUCUUUUCGAACGAAACGUUUGGUUCGCACGACGUCAACGAACGCAUCGGCCAGCACACGUAUUCGUUAGGGGUGCUGUUUUACCACGAACUCGUGCGCAAUUUUGACGAGGGCAAGCGAAGCCGGACACGGUCACAACACGACUCUCGAACGCAAGCAUAGACGAGGGCCGGAGCUAGACCAUAGAUCUGCAGCGGGUCCCAAGACUCACAACGGCGAUGAUGGAGGGCAAGUCGCGGCAAGCAGGCAGUCGUUUGAUUGCGGGGAGUACAACACCGAAUACAUUUGGUCGAUCUGCCGUGCAUUCAAGGCCGAAUCCAGUGG